Penicillium pulvis is the source of this 183-nucleotide messenger RNA. RefSeq lists its product as uncharacterized. The record is from RefSeq and is a predicted model, not a curated record. The transcript has 2 exons. The coding region runs from base 1 to 183 and encodes 60 amino acids. Lineage: Eukaryota; Fungi; Ascomycota; Eurotiomycetes; Eurotiales; Aspergillaceae.
AUGGAGCCGCCCAAGUCAAUCAGUCAAACCUCAGUGGCUCAGAGUGCUCCCCCUCCCAUGCGAUCCCGACGCCCCAGUGAAAGUCCUGGUGGCUUUGCCCAAUUCCUCUUGAUGAUCAUGGGAUACGAAGUUCUGCUUCAGCAUCGCUCUAUGGGCUCGGGGAUGGCUGGGAAGGAAGAGUAA